Thermothielavioides terrestris NRRL 8126 is the source of this 4395-nucleotide messenger RNA. RefSeq lists its product as uncharacterized. NCBI's taxonomy places the organism in Eukaryota, Fungi, Ascomycota, Sordariomycetes, Sordariales, Chaetomiaceae. Gene Ontology annotation, molecular function: ATPase-coupled intramembrane lipid carrier activity; magnesium ion binding; ATP binding. The transcript has 3 exons. The coding region runs from base 196 to 4257 and encodes 1353 amino acids. The record is from RefSeq and is a predicted model, not a curated record. Gene Ontology annotation, biological process: phospholipid translocation; post-Golgi vesicle-mediated transport; endocytic recycling. Gene Ontology annotation, cellular component: plasma membrane.
GCAGCCAACACGACACCCGACACUCGCAGCCCGUUUGCGUUCGUCAACGCAAUCUCGUCUCGCAACCCUCGACGGUGUCGCAGCCCUUCAUUCCGUCAACAUCUCUUCAUACUGUCGUUCGCCCUCGAUCAAUGCGCCAACGCCCGCUGUGACCUGCCGUGCACCCCUUGGCCCUGAGCGGCACCGCCCUCCGGCAUGACCGGCCGCUUGCCUCCCGGAGGCUCCUCGAGCGCCCGGAACGACCUCCUCCUCGAUCUCGACAAUGAGCAGCCCGUCUAUAGCGCCGGGCAGCGCUCUGCCCUGACCGACGACGACCUCCUCAACUCUUACGCAUACGACCAGCAUGGUGCGCCAUCGCGCCCUUCGGUGUCAUACGAUGACUUCGUCGGCGCCGGCCAGCCGAGGCAACCCGCCGGACGGCCCCCGCCCGCCGGCCCCUCAGGCUCCGCAGCGCGCCCCGCGGGGCCUUACGGCCCAGAGAUUGGCAGACAAUAUAGCCAGACAUCAGAUCUGGGCAACUACCAGAGAUAUGCCGACGACUUCGAUGACUACCCGGACGACGGCGGGUCGUACUACCCGCAUGGCGGUGCUAUAGCCGACGCUGGUCCGUCAUCUUCGGCCCGGGAGAAUGCGAGGAAACGGAACAGCGUCCUGAGCCUGGGCGGCGGCUUCUUCGGGAGGGUGAAAAACAGGCUGGGGAUGGGUCAGGGAUACUCGGAGAUGGAUCUCCCGCUGACCGAGUCGCGCGCUGAAGGCCGGACAGAGAGUGCCGAGGUGCCCGCGCCGAAGGAGAAGAGGUUCGACAUGGGCAACUUCAAGUUCGGCUUCGGGCGUGCGAAGCCCGAUCCAUCCACCCUCGGCCCCCGGAUCAUCCACCUCAACAACCCGCCUGCGAACGCUGCCAACAAGUACGUGGAUAACCACAUCUCCACGGCCAAGUACAACAUUGCGACAUUUCUUCCCAAGUUCCUCUUCGAACAGUUCUCGAAAUUUGCCAACAUCUUCUUCUUGUUCACUGCUGGUCUGCAGCAGAUCCCCGGCCUCUCGCCCACGAAUCAAUACACCACCAUUGGUCCGCUUAUCGUUGUGCUUCUGGUCUCGGCAGGCAAAGAGCUGGUCGAGGACUACCGAAGAAGAAAAGCCGACAGGGCGCUCAACAUGUCCAAGACCCGGGUCCUGCGCGGCUCGACCUUCACCGAGGCGAGAUGGAUCGACGUUUCUGUGGGGGAUAUUGUGCGCGUCGAGUCGGAGGAACCGUUCCCUGCCGACCUGGUCCUUCUGGCUAGCUCCGAGCCAGAGGGCCUCUGUUACAUCGAGACGGCCAACCUGGAUGGCGAGACCAACCUCAAGAUCAAGCAGGCCCUUCCCGAGACUUCAUCCAUGGUGAGCUCGAUUGAGCUGAGCCGUCUCGGGGGCAGGCUCCGCUCCGAGCAGCCCAACAGCAGCCUAUAUACGUACGAAGCUACUCUAACCAUGCAGGCUGGCGGCGGGGAGAAGGAACUACCUUUGAACCCAGAGCAGCUGCUGCUCCGUGGCGCCACCUUGCGCAAUACGCCCUGGGUUCACGGUGUCGUCGUCUUCACCGGCCACGAGACCAAGUUGAUGCGAAACGCGACGGCAGCACCCAUCAAACGGACCAAGGUUGAAAAGCAGCUCAACAACCUCGUCCUGGUACUGGUGGGCAUGCUGCUCGUGCUGAGCGUCAUCUCUACCGUCGGCGAUCUGAUCAUGCGGAAUGUUAUGGGUGACGCGCUUUCCUACCUCGCGCUAGACCCCCUCGACGGCGCCGCGGCCGUGGCUCGCAUCUUCCUCAAGGACAUGGUCACGUACUGGGUGCUUUUCUCCGCCUUGGUUCCCAUCUCGCUCUUCGUCACGCUUGAACUCAUCAAAUAUUGGCAUGGCAUCUUGAUCAACGACGACCUGGAUAUCUACUAUGACGUCACCGACACGCCUGCCAACUGCCGCACUUCCAGCUUGGUGGAGGAAUUAGGCAUGGUCGAGUACGUCUUCUCGGACAAGACAGGGACCUUGACCUGCAAUCAGAUGGAGUUCAAGGCGUGCUCGAUUGCAGGCGUCAUGUACGCCGAGACGGUCCCCGAGGACCGCGUUCCGACCAUCGAGGACGGCGUGGAGGUUGGCAUCCACUUGUUCAAGCAGCUCAAGCAAAACCUCAACGGCCAUCCGACCGCCCAAGCCAUCCAUCACUUCCUUGCCUUGCUUGCGACCUGCCACACCGUGAUCCCGGAGCAACACGAGUCAGGACGCAUCAAGUACCAGGCCGCUUCCCCAGACGAGGGAGCGCUCGUCGAGGGUGCCGUGCAGCUCGGCUACAGGUUCAUCGCUCGAAAGCCGCGCGCCGUCAUCAUCGAGGUCAACGGCGAGCAGCUCGAGUACGAGCUCCUGGCCGUUUGCGAGUUCAACUCGACGCGCAAGCGCAUGUCGACCAUCUACCGCUGCCCCGAUGGCAAGAUUCGAAUCUACUGCAAGGGCGCAGACACGGUCAUCCUCGAGCGCCUGAACGACAACAACCCGCACGUCGAUGCCACGCUCCGCCACCUCGAGGAAUACGCGUCCGAAGGGCUGCGGACACUCUGCCUGGCUAUGCGCGAGAUUCCCGAGCAGGAAUUCCAGGAGUGGUAUCAGGUCUACGACAAGGCGCAGACCACCGUAGGCGGCACCCGCGCUCAGGAGCUGGACAAGGCUGCCGAGAUCAUUGAGCAUGGCUUCUACCUUCUCGGCGCCACCGCCAUCGAGGAUCGACUGCAAGACGGCGUCCCGGAAACCAUCCACACGCUUCAGGAGGCCGGCAUCAAGGUGUGGGUGCUGACCGGUGACAGACAAGAGACGGCCAUCAACAUCGGCAUGAGUUGCAAGCUUCUGAGCGAGGACAUGAUGCUUCUCAUCGUCAACGAGGACAGCGCUGAAGCGACGCGGGACAACCUCCAGAAGAAGUUGGACGCGAUCCGGCAUCAUGGCGGCGACGUUUCCAUCGAGACGGCGACCCUGGCCCUCGUGAUCGACGGCAAGUCGUUGACGUAUGCUCUAGAGAAAGACAUGGAGAAGCUCUUCCUUGACCUUGCCGUACUGUGCAAGGCCGUCAUCUGUUGCCGUGUCUCGCCAUUACAAAAGGCCAUGGUGGUCAAGCUGGUCAAGAAGUACCAGAAGGAGUCCAUCCUCCUCGCCAUCGGCGAUGGAGCGAACGAUGUCUCCAUGAUUCAGGCAGCGCACAUCGGCAUCGGUAUCAGCGGCGUCGAGGGUCUCCAGGCCGCGCGCAGCGCAGAUAUAUCGAUCGCCCAGUUUCGCUUCCUCCGCAAGCUUCUCCUCGUCCACGGCUCCUGGAGUUACCAUCGCGUGUCCAAGGCGAUUUUGUUUUCCUUCUACAAGAACAUCACCCUUUAUCUCACGCAGUUUUGGUACGUCUUCCAAAACGUCUUCUCCGGCGAGGUCAUCUACGAGUCUUGGACGCUGUCCUUCUACAACGUCUUCUACACCCUCCUCCCUCCGUUCGCCCUGGGUAUUCUGGACCAGUUCGUCUCGGCCCGGCUCCUCGACCGCUAUCCGCAGCUGUACUCUCUCGGCCAGAAGAAUCGGUUCUUCCGGCUGAGGGUGUUUGUCGCGUGGAUCGCCACGGCCGUUUACCAUUCCAUCAUCCUCUACAUUGGCGGCUCGCUCUUUUUCAUCGACGACGGCGUCCAAAGCGACAGCGUUCCCGCCGGCAAAUGGGUCUGGGGUACGGCCAUGUACGGCGCCGUCCUCUUGACCGUCCUCGGCAAGGCGGCGCUCGUGACGAACAACUGGACCAAGUACCACGUCAUCGCCAUCCCCGGCAGCAUGGCCAUCUGGAUCGUGUUCAUCGCCGUGUACGGCACCGUCGCUCCAAAGCUCGGGUUCUCGACCGAGUACUUUAGCGUGGUCCCCCGCCUGUUCACCAGUCCCGCCUUCUGGCUCCAGAUGCCCACUCUUGCCAUCCUCUCCCUGACGCGGGACUUCGCGUGGAAGUUCAGCAAGCGCCUGUGGCGGCCCGAGGCGUACCACCAUGUGCAGGAGAUUCAGAAGUACAAUAUCCAGGAUUACCGGCCUCGGAUGGAGCAAUUUCAAAAGGCUAUCCGCAAGGUCAGGCAGGUGCAGCGCAUGCGCAAGCAGCGCGGGUACGCCUUCUCGCAGGCCGACGAGUCGCAGACCAGGGUGCUGCAGGCGUACGAUACGACGCAGCAUCGCGGCCGGUACGGCGAAAUGGCGAGCUCGAGGCCACAAUGAUGGAUGGGGAUUCAUACCACGUUUGGUUUCUUUUCGGUUGGCGGGGUUUUUCACUUUAAAUGACCUACUUGCUGGUAGUGAUGGAUGGGGAUUGUCACAACCAGGCGGAGUACCAAGGGUUCAUUCAAAGGGGGAAAA